This is a messenger RNA of Artibeus jamaicensis (Jamaican fruit-eating bat), 5394 nucleotides long. RefSeq names its product sushi domain containing 6 (gene SUSD6). Bases 375 to 1352 code for a protein of 325 amino acids. NCBI's taxonomy places the organism in Eukaryota, Metazoa, Chordata, Mammalia, Chiroptera, Phyllostomidae. The record is from RefSeq and is a predicted model, not a curated record. The transcript is spliced from 7 exons.
GGGGUUGGCGCGCACCGCCUGGGAGGGCCUCUGGGGAGCCCGGGCCCGCCGCCCGGCGUCAGCUGCUCUGCGCUGUCUCGCUGUCACCCGGCGUGGGCCGGUCGGGCCCGGUGCCCGGAGAGCGGCCGGGGAGACUGCCGAGGCCGCGAGGAGGACCGGAUGACCGGUUUGCGGCCGGGAGCGUAGUGGCCGGGAUCGGGGCACGCUGCCCUGGCCUCGCCCGCCGUGCGGGGUCGCGCUCGCUGCCUGGGAGUUCAGGGUGGAGACCACAGUUGGCGGGUCGCCGAGAAGGAGGUGAAUCUACCCCUGGCUGACUUUAGAAUUCUUCUGGCUUUUAAUUUUCUUCCUUUUAAAAUAACUCGGACGGAUAAAAGAUGUGCCAUGGCAGGAUAGCACCAAAGAGCACCUCAGCGUCUGCCGCGGCCUCGGUGGGACAUGGAGUGUUCCUUCCACUGGUGAUCCUUAGCACCCUCCUUGGAGACGGGCUUGCCUCAGAUACCCAGAAAUUUCGGAAACAGUCUUUUUUCUUUUCUUUGCCCUUCCCCAUUCCACAAACUAGAGUGUGUUCCCUGCCCCCGGAGCCAGAGAAUGGCGGCUACGUCUGCCACCCCCGGCCCUGCAGAGACCCCCUCAACUCUGGCAGUGUCAUCGAGUACCUCUGUGCCGAAGGCUACGUGUUAAAGGGCGAUUACAAGUACCUGACGUGUAAGAAUGGCGAGUGGAGACCAGCCAUGGAGAUCAGCUGCCAUCUGAACGAGGAGAAAGACACCAAGACGUCACUCGGGUCCCCCACGCUGUCCAUAGUGGCUUCCACCGCCAGCUCCGUGGCACUCAUUCUCCUCCUUGUGGUGCUGUUUGUGCUGCUGCAGCCCAAGCUGAAGUCUUUCCAUCACAGCAGGCGUGACCAGGGCGUGUCUGGGGACCAGGUCUCCAUCGUGGUGGAUGGAGUCCAAGUGGCGCUGCCGUCCUAUGAGGAGGCCGUGUAUGGCAGUUCCGGUCACUGUGUGCCGCCCGCCGACCCCAGAGUGCAGAUCGUGCUGUCCGAAGGGUCUGGGCCCGGCGGGUGGAACGGGCCAAGGGAGCAGCAGCUGCAGGACCAGGGCGCCUGCUCCUCCGCGGGUGGAGAGGAGGAGGCCCCGGGCCAGUCUGGACUGUGCGAAGCCUGGGGCUCCCGGGGCUCAGAGACUGUGAUAGUGCAUCAGGCAACCACCUCUUCCUGGGUGGCCGGCUCAGGGGGCAGCCAGCUGGCACACAAAGAAGCCCCAGAUUCAGAGAACAGUGACAUACAAAGCCUUUUAUCCCUCACGUCAGAGGACUACACAGAUGAUAUCCCACUGUUGAAGGAAGCAUGAGGUUUGCCGCCGGCCUCUCCUCUCUGCCAUGGUCCGCUCUGCCCUCCCGCCCUCCCUGUGGGUUUGAGCACCCUGUACGCCAGCCACCCGACCUGGAUGUGUGAGCUGUCUCCUGCGGAUCUGUGGAUCUCUGAGGGCCCGCAGGCCCACUUCGCUCGAAACUCAAGGAAGAUUCUCGCCACCUGCCUGCUGGACAGCUGGAGGAGCGGGCUCUUUGCCUGGCCCAGCCUUCCCGUUUGUGUCGGGGACAUAAUUGAAUGUGCUGGACUGAACCUUUCCUUCCCCUGAACCUCUGGGUCCCCUCCAGCCAGCUGUUUGGCGGCAGCCUCCACCAGCCCACGUGGGCCAGGGAGCCGCUGUGUUUACUUGUGCCUUCCCCCGGCCCCAUCCGGUUCCCCUUCACGCAGGCCUGUUGCUGUCCUCCGCGCCUUCGGGCUGCACUGCUGCCCCUGCCCCACAAAGGCCUGGGCCUGGGUCCAGUGUCCGCUGAGGGCUGGCACCGCUGCCCUUGCCAGGAGAAGAUCGCAGAGUGAGCACCGGGGAGACAAGAAUGGCUCCCAUCGGAGGGAGAGUGUGGGUCCCUCCACUGUGUGUGCAGUCGUCAUGUUCUCGCCCAGCCCGUGCUCGACACUAGUGGCGCGUUUCCGUGACCAGGAAUGGAGGACGUGGGAGGUCCUGCCAAAGCUGUCCCAGUACCCUGCUGUCUAGCUCAGAGGUGCCACCUCCUGGCCCUGCUGAAUAGAGUUUCCAGGAAUCAUCCAGAAGAUCCCCAGGGAGGGCAGGAAGGUGGCUGAUAAUGAUUGUCUUACUAAUAUGCAAGUUCUUGCCUCUUACUUAAGCAUCGGCCUCUCUGGCCUCUGGUUUUUUUUCCCCUGGAGUAUAAGGGGAAGUUGCAUGCUGCCUCCUGUGUUUUGUCCUGGGCAGCUCCUGUGUCCCUGCUGCCCCCAAAGGCCCGAGGUGAACCAUCCCUGGACGGGAGAGGCCGUGGGGCUGUGGAUUGCCCACCUGGUCAUUGGCAGGCAGGGCAGACUGCCCCAUUCUGGGCUCGCGGUGACGAGGGAAACCUGAGAGGCACAGACUGAGUCCCCAGACAGCUGCAGGCAGCUCAGCCCGGUUCUGAGGGUCCCCCUCACCGCAGUCACGUGCCUUAGUAACUGUCCCCAGGAAGUGUCCUGCUGCUUGCCGCACUGCUGCUCUUCCUGCUUCUGCCUCCCUUGCUGUCCCCUCCUCCUGUGCACAGCGGACAAACUGCUCCCCGGUCUUCUCUGGCACCUGGGGGAGAGGCUGAGAGACAGUCCUCACACACCCUCGCCUGGCUGGUCGCAGUGGGUGGAGGGUUGCAAAGCAGCCUGGCACCGGGCCCCAGUGUUGGAGGAGCGGGCUGGGUGCCCCAGAUGCUCCUGCCGGCUGUCUCUGCCUCGGUCGCGUCUGCAGUGCUGACCAGGCCAGGGUGGCAGAGCCCCAGCAGGCUGCUUCCAUCUUCAAAAGAUGUGACUGUAAGUAAGGCUUGUUUCUGAAACAUGGGGGCUAGGACAUUUCAAAGCUGACUCUGCCCUGCACUUCUGUGCCUCCCCUAUGUCUCUCUGUUUGGGGGGUAAGAGUAAUAAAGGGCCCAGUGUAUUUUCAAUACCCAGCUGAACUGGGCAGCUCCGGGAGUGGGUGGCCUGGAAGAUCAGGGGAAGGGCCUGUGCUCAGCCUCCCGGCCCCGCUCACACUCGCACUUUACUGCCUUUUCUUUCCUGGCCACCUGCUGCCCCUUGUCUUCCUUUCUCUCAGGGUAGGGGCAGCACCUGCUGGGCUUGGUGGCCACUCCCUCCUCUCCCCUCGCCCCGCUAAGGAGCCCAGAGUCCAGGUCCGAGUGGUUAGGUAUGGAACAGGUUGUUGAGGCUGCCAGAAAUAGAAGGCAGAAGCCUUUGAGAGAGAUGAAAUGUACCAAGGAACUGUCCUUGGCCUGCUAAGAGGCCAUUUCCAGAGAGUGCCUGCCAGCAGUCGCUGGCUCUGGGCCCAUCUGGAGGGUGGGUCCUGAAUGACCCAGCUGCCUCGCUGUGCGUGGGCUCUCCUUCCCCACAGGGGCUCCCUCGUCCUCCAAAAAGAAAGCAGAGCAACUGGUGUGGGGUCCCUUGUUUCACUGCAGAGCCUGCAGCUUUUAUUUCCAACCAUCCAAACCCUGAGUUCUAACCUAGAAUUUUUUCUUUUAAUGAAAGAUCUUGCCUCUUUGUAAUAUUACUCUGGGCUUUUCUCCUCCCUAAGAGAUUGCACUUUUUGUUGUUUUGGGUUUAUUCAGCCACAUAGGUUACCAGCUUGGGCCUUGGGGAGGUGAAAAGCCCUUCUGGAGCCUUCUUCCCAGUGGCCACUGUUAACGCCAUCCCAGGGAUCACAAACCCAGACUUGUUUGCCUGGUAGGAAAGGAAGGAGGGUGAACGGGAGCCCCUGGAGUCCUCCCCUCCCUCCCUCUCCCCACCCACUAUUCACUGACUUGGAUGAGGCCCCUGUGGAGGCCCAGGCCUGUGGGUGAGGGACCAGGCCUCACCCCUGCCGACAUCCAAGACGGCUGUUAGUCCUCUUCCCCGAAGCAGUUUCUUAGCAUCAGCCCUGCUGUUUCAGGGGCUCCUGGGCUUUGUCCCUUGCCAAGGAUUAGAGACAUUACAGCUGCCUUAAGGUGGGGCCCAGCUGAGAGAGCUGACGGUGGCAGUGGCAGGCUGUUAGAGGAGCCUGGAGCAGACAGGAAAGCUGUCCCUCACCUGGCUUUUCUGGGCUCCCCUUGAGGGGGGGCCAGCAGGGGGCUUGCCCCGGAGGAUGGUCAGCACCAAAGGACUUUUUUUUAACGGAAUUAUUUUGCACAUGUGAGCUGAUUCAAUGCAGGUUGUAUAUCCUGGCAACUUGAAGUUACAUUCAGUGACUUACGAGGGCCAGUACACGGUGAAAAUCAUUUAAAAUCCCCAUCCUUUUCAAUGCCUUAGUUUUGCAAGUAGGCUCUAUGAUUUGCCAUUUCCGAAUUUUGCGUGCCGUGUUCCCCUUUCACCCGGUGUGAACUGUGAGAUGGGCUGAGUCCUGGCCACUCCGUGAGUGCUUUUGGUUUUUUAAUAAGGCAUUUCAGUAUGUGUUCUACUAACCCAUUUGCGAACAGAACUGGAACUAAUGUUAUCUUCCCCAUUCAUCUUGUCCCACCCCCCCCAAAAGUUCUGUGGAGAAGCCGACACAGACAGGCGCGCCCUUCCUGCCUCAGUGGUGGCGGCGGCGGCGGCACGGGGACCAGCAGCACUCAGCCCUUGCUUCCCAGUCCCAGCUGAGCUCUCAGCCCGCUUGCUUUGCACAUAGCAGUGUCACUCCCAUUCCCAGGUUACAUCCUUAGAUCAGGAGUGGAUAUGCAGCACGCAUUUCUACACCCUUGCUCUUUUUCCUCUUUAAAGAGAAUAGACCCAGAAGGGAAGUGGUAUGCAGGCUUUCCAGCUGAACUCCAGAUGUGCUUGCUGGGAGCGUCCCUCACGGGGCCUGUGUGGGGGGGGGGGGUGGGCUCCUGCUCUCAGCACAGGAGAGUCCUCACCACGCUCAGCGAAGGGCUCAGAGAGGGUUUUGCUUGGUGGGCUCAGCGUUGCUGGGAAACGCCUCCUAAUAUCCAGUUGAAAACUUGGUAGAAUUAUGAGUGAAAACCCCAACGUGGAACCAUGUGCCAGGCAGCAGAGCUCUUUGGAGAGGGUGCAGGGGCAAAGCACUUGGAUUGCCACGCAGGGAGGAGAGAUGGGUGCAGGUUGCGGGGCCGCCCACCGCACCCUGCCCUGGCUUAUCACCACUAUGGACUUCUUUGCAGAAUGGUACUCACGUAAUGGUUUCAAGCAACACAUGCGUCGUUGACUCUGUGCAGGAUGUCACUCAAUCAGUUUGGGUUUGCUUUAUUUUAUAUAUAUAUAUAUUUUUUGGUAUCCUGUACAUGGCAGUGGGUGUGAAGAUAGUAUUUUAAUAUUUGUACAAAGUUUAAUUUAAUUUUAAUUGUUCUAUGUAUAUAACUGCAUUUCUAAAUAAUAAUUAAAAAAAGUUCUUAUGA